This is a messenger RNA of Pogonomyrmex barbatus (red harvester ant), 1179 nucleotides long. RefSeq names its product putative gustatory receptor 28b. The record is from RefSeq and is a predicted model, not a curated record. Gene Ontology annotation, cellular component: membrane; neuronal cell body; dendrite. Gene Ontology annotation, biological process: sensory perception of taste; chemosensory behavior; male courtship behavior. NCBI's taxonomy places the organism in Eukaryota, Metazoa, Arthropoda, Insecta, Hymenoptera, Formicidae.
UGAAACACAUGUAAUAAGUGAAAUUGCAUGACCUACGCAGGCUUGUCCCAAUGUAUCAUGCCAACACGCGAGAUUGCCUAUCAGCUGAUAGUUACUCGCCAACCGUAGAAUUCAUUAACGAUAACACGCAGGACACACAAUAUCCCAUCCAAGUCAAAUUUAGUCUUUACAGAGAUCAAACAGAUUUACAGUGAAUAGUUUAAAAUGGCGUCGGAAAUAAGGAGCUUGAAACGAGCACUAAGGUCCAUUAUAUGGCUCAAUUGUUUAUUUUGCAUGGGAAUAUUUGAAAUACCCACGAAUCAUCCACGAUAUUUUUUAAGUAUUCUCUACGUCAUCUCAAUGUUUUCCGGAUAUUUCUAUAUGUUUUAUGCAGAAUUAGAUUUAUUCCAGAAUAUGCGCGAUUAUGAAUAUUUUAUAUUUUGCGCUGUUUUGGGAGUGAAUGUUUUAGUUGCUAUUUUUGCCGUAAUAUUAUUCUGGCUAAAAUCAGAGAAUAUGAAUAACAUAAUUAAGAAGAAUAGUUUAGCAGACAGUACUUUAGAAGCAUUGGGCAUAAAAAGAGAGUACGAGAAGACUUCUCGCAAUGUUAACUGGAUUAUAGGUUUUUGGUUAACAAUCAUGGUAAUAUUAAGCAUCAUGCAUAUGUUGUGGACGUAUACCGAAGGAUAUUGGUUUGCUAUUUAUAGCGAUAUAUGUUUCUUUUUUCCGAUUGUGAUAAAUUCUGUAGUGGAUAUCACAUUCGCUUCAUUUAUCAGGUGUAUUAAAUUAAAAUUUAAAAACACAAAUAUUCUACUCAACAAUGUUGUACUUCGUGCAAGCGAAUCAAAUGUCUUCAAGAUUCAUAAUCAGCACGAGAACACGUCUAUUGCAAUUGUCAGGGCACACUAUAAAAAUCACAAAGAUAAGAUAAUACAUCUUAUGCAAACAUUAAGACAUUUACAUUUGGAAAUCACACGAAUAGGAAAAGAAAUUAAUAAUACUUAUUGUAUACAACUUCUGCUCGAACUGGCAGUACAUUUUACAAUAGUAACGUCGACUACUUAUUGCUUAUAUGGUGUAUUUUUUGGCCAGUUACGCACGAUAGUCAACGAUGAAAAGAUUGUUGCAAUGGUAGUUUUUGGAACUGUUUAUUCACUCAAAAUUAUAUUAGUAAAUUGGCUUUGCACGAGCGUAUCCGAAGAG